This is a messenger RNA of Sinocyclocheilus rhinocerous, 4424 nucleotides long. It is a transcript of the gene rbm14b, whose product is annotated as RNA binding motif protein 14b. Bases 178 to 1743 code for a protein of 521 amino acids. The transcript has 5 exons. Lineage: Eukaryota; Metazoa; Chordata; Actinopteri; Cypriniformes; Cyprinidae. The record is from RefSeq and is a predicted model, not a curated record. Gene Ontology annotation, molecular function: zinc ion binding; mRNA binding. Gene Ontology annotation, cellular component: nucleus.
UGCAUGGUGUGCAAGCAAUGCAGAUGCACACAGUACCCGGUCUCUCUCUCUGUGUGUGUGUGUGUGUGUGUUAGUGAAUGCAUCAGCAUGCGUUCAGUCCCCACUGCUGAAGAAUGAGAGCGAUUCUAAAGAACGGAAGUGAACCGACCAUUUUGAAACCCCGCACCGCUUAGCACUAUGGAUAAGGGCCACACGGUUAAGCUCUUCGUAGGGAAUCUGGCCCUGGAAACCACGCAAGAAGAACUGUCAGCCAUCUUUGAGUCGUAUGGCCAGGUGGUUAGCUGCAGCGUCUUGAGACAGUUUGCUUUUGUACACUUGCAAGGAGAGGGCGCUGCUGAGCGUGCCAUCCAGGAGCUCAAUGGCCGAGAGUUCAAAGGACGCAACCUUGUGGUUGAGGAGUCCCGAGGACGCCCGCUCCACUCGACAAAGGUGUUUGUGGGUAAUCUGAGUAGUAUGUGCACCACAGAAGAUCUUCGGGAGCUGUUUCAGACCUUUGGCAAAGUUUUGGAGUGUGAUAAGGUGAAAGGUUAUGCCUUUGUCCACAUGGAGAACAAGGAGGAUGCGCUGCAGGCAAUUGAGGCUUUGCAUGGGACCUCCUUCAAAGGACGACCGCUCUCCGUGGAGCUGUCCAAAGUUCAGCCAAGUAAGCAGGCUCCGACUGGGAAAAUCCCGUGUGUCUGUUGCGGAAAACAGGGCCAUUAUGCAGGUGAAUGCCCAGCUGGUAAACCCACCCUAGAGCAGUACCAGAGCCAAGCGGCCGUGUUAGCCGCCGCCGCCGCUGCAGCGGCUGGCCUUCCACUGCAGGUUCAACAGAGUGUCCACAAUUCUGUGUACAACACCUCAACUUUUGACCCCACAUAUGCUGCUUUGACUGGACUUACAGCUGCUGGUGCGAGGGCGGAAGGAGGGACCGCCGUGGCGCCAGCUGUGUACGGUGCACUAGCUAGUCAAUUGUACGGGACGGUUUCCAAUCAGCUCUACGGUGGGACAGUUGCAAAUCAGGCACUCAACUCUGGUGCUGCUGCAGCUGCCACACAGGUGUACGGCUCCAUUAACCCAGCUCUCUAUGGGCAGGUGACAAAUGGAGCAGUCGCAGCUGCCGCUGCUGCAUACAGUCCACAAGUUUACACGUCCGCUGUAGCGAAUCCAGUGUUCCUAGCUGCAGCGCACGGCAUGGAGGUACCGACCGCUGCUGCGGUUAACCAAGCUUAUACAGUAGCACCAGCUCUCUACACCGCUUCCCCGGCCUACGGGGGUUUUGGGGCAGCUGACCCAGCAGCUAUCUUUGAGGCAGCAAGGGCGCACUACUUUGCACAAGGACAGCAAGUUCUAGCUGAACAGCAACAGGCUUGCUCAAAGUCUGGAGAGAGGGACCGGAGUCCGCUAAGAAGAUCUGCCCCGCUGCUGCCAGACCCUGUUAUGAAACCAUUUAUGUACCAGAGGGCCAAGCGCAGAGCCUUGUUGCCUACACCUGCGGGUCGAGAGGAAGCCGCUGCACAGGAGGAUGACGCUGUAGCCAGGUACUACGCGGAAUACUACCAGCAGUACCUGCAGCUGCAGCAGUAUCCACAGUACCAGUACGCGUAUCCGUCCCCCAACCACCUCGCAGCGAUGACCGCACUGCAGACUCUGUCUGGUGUGCCUACUCAGCCGGUGGCGACGCUCGACUCCCUCAGGCCAGUGCUGCCCGCCGCCCCCGUGCCUGCCGCCAUCGCCAUGGCAACACCCCGCGUACUCGUAUGAAUCGGAGCCCUGAAAAGAAGCUAAAGGACUAGAGACUGAUCCCAAUCUCACCCCUGUCUCUAUGGAUGGGGUAAGUCUAGGGGCAACCCCACUCUAUACCCCACAGCUGCACACACCAUACCAAACCCCUUCCCCAGGAGCAGCAAAAUCUUCAACCCAGCUUUUGGUACUUUUUAACCACCCAUAGUCCCCAUGCAGCUUCUUUAACUGGAGUGUGCUUCAAUGAUGACUAUCCUUGACAUGCUUUUAUGAUGCAAGUAUAUUGUAAAACAUGUUUAUGUGUGAGUGUCAGGAGGCAUCCACACUGUAAAACCUUUUUGCAUUUCCUUUAGUUGUACGUGAUGGGGCUGCAAUUGUAAAUUCAAGAUCUCUCCCACAAGGCUUCGCUCACUUCUGCUUCCAUUGUGCAUGCUUCUUUUUUUUUUUGUUUUCUUGUUUUCACCCCCAAAAACAAAGAUUUCUGAUGUGACUGUUCCAACUGAACUAGGUCCCUAUGGAAAUGUGGACACCAAACGCAGAGCUGGUUUGGGGGGAAGAAAGUUAGCGUCGCGCAGUGUACGGGAAACUCUCUUUCACUCCAUACAGGUAAACGCACUGUGCCUCGCCCCCUUUCUACCUGUCGUCCUCCCCGAUAGCAUUUGCGCCUGACCGUGUAUCCGCUCUAUUUCUCCUCACCACCACCCCACCCCUCUUGUAGAUUCCUCACUUCUCGUCACCACUGCCAUAGCCAAUUGGUUCUCUAAACACCAGUGUUAUGCUACUCUGUCACUGCCAAAAGGGGGCCGGCGGGGGUAACCGUUUACUGCUUCUGUGGUUAGUGUGUCUCGGUAAUGGGUGGGUGCUUGGUGCUCCUAUAACUGAUGUGUUGGUUUAGCUUCGGAGAGAGUGUGGUGAUAAUGUGUCCGUAAGCAAUUAAAUGAGUGGGAUUGCUGGUCAAUGAUUGAAAGACUGCGUAAAAUGAGUGUCAAAACAAGUUUGCAAGGGUGGCUGAUAAAGGUGUGUGACAAAGGUGAGUGAUUGUGCGUCAGUAUCGUCGACCUCACCUGGCCCCCCCUCUCCAUGUGCCUUUUUUUUGUUUGUUUAUUUGAUUUAACCCUUGCCCCCAGGCUUCCUCGAGUCUACUCGCCGUUAACGCCCAGCUCACCGCCGCCCUCGUCGUAUCCACAGUGCUAGUUGUUACGUUUGUUCAGUGUUAACCACUGCUUGAACGCAUCCGCAAAAGCUCUGUGACUGGACCUGAGACACUGGCCAAAAUUUUAUUCGCAAGACUCUCAUUUGGGCUCAGUGACACUGGAAACCAUUAUCAAGCAGUGCUUGACUGUGAUGCGCUGCUCCACCGUAAACCAACAAGGCAUUCUUAUCAUAAACGUAUGCUUUUGUUUCCUAAAUUGACAACAAUUCUUGAGCAGAAGCUUAGUUAUAGUCAUACCAAACAGUUACCAAAUUUGGUUUUUGUUUGUCAGAUGAAAAGACAUUCUAUUUUAGGAGUUAAUCUGAAAGCUACCUUGUGUUACCUGUUCAAAUGAGAGUUUGUUAUAAUGUUUGUGUUUGAAAUAGCUGAAUGUAUAAGUAGGUGGCACAGAUUUAGAUCACCUACCUGGUUAAAAUACAUAGCCGGUAGAGGAAUGUCCUAGAAAACAAGCAGCUUCAGCUGGGGAAAAAAAAGACUGCUGAACCUGAGCUGCCGGAGGGAUACUUACAGGACCUUUCCUCCAGAGGGAGCAUGGUAGUGAAGUGUGGCUUAUUUCACUAGAAGGUGCUGUUCUUGAUUUUUUCUGAUGAUGAUGAUGUAGCAUCUUCCCAUACAUUGUCACACACAUCUGCAUUGCUUCUUGUCUAUAGUGUCUGUUUAACUUUGCCUGUAGGAAUGAGGGGAAAAGGACAAGAUGACCUCAGUUUUAGAUCUUAUUCUGGAGGAAAAGGAACUGUCCGUUACCUGAAAUAAGAUGUCACUUAUGCCAGAGACAGAGUAGUAGCUGGUACUCCCAAUGUUAGCGGUAUUAAGAUCUUUGGCUUGCAGAUAUUUCCAUGAUGUCCGUAGCAUCCGUUAAUGAUGACAGGUGUCUGCGGCAGAUAAUUAUCACUGGUUUUUGAGAAGAGCCUUCUAUUCAGAAUUUUGGUUCUUAAACAUGGUUCUUGGUUCGUAAACAAAUCACUUACCUCCUUCUCAAACUUGCUCUUCCAGCUUAAGUCUCUUUGAAUCUAGAUGAUACGCUCUUUCUGUCCACUUCCUCUCUAGAUAUCGUCGACCUUCUUGUUUAAACUGGACAAUAACAAUAACACAACCUCUCUUGUUUGAAUCCUAUUAUAUUUAGAAAACUUCAGUAUUUUAUUGUUUUUAAUUUUCCUUUUUUUUUCUCUCUGAUUCUUUAUAAGGAUAUCCCCUACUGAGUGAAAAGCCUACUCCAGUACUUUUGAAAGUCAAAGUGCAUAAUUUUUUAUAAUUCAUGUAUGAAACGAGAAUAAUUUGCAGGAUAGGAUGUGAGCUGGUCGUAAUGUUUUUAUCACCUUCUAAUGAAUAUAUGCAUGCUUUGUUAAUGUGUGUAUAUUGCAAAAACCUUGCGACUGGUAAAGUGUACUCUCCUACACCAGCUUCUGCAUGAACACUGUUUGGCAUCGCAUGCUUACUGCAAUAAACUAGAACUAUGACAGAAUACGCUAUGUUGUGCUCAUUUACUUGU